Mesorhabditis belari is the source of this 2256-nucleotide messenger RNA. The record is from the annotation of a GenBank genome assembly. NCBI's taxonomy places the organism in Eukaryota, Metazoa, Nematoda, Chromadorea, Rhabditida, Rhabditidae.
AUGAGGCUUUUCCUCUUAUUGAUCGUGAAAUUUUGCGUCAAUUCCGCUGAAGACACUGAUUCAAUAAAACUCGGUGAACUGUUAAAACUUGAUCCGGGUGCUCGUCUUUUGGCCGAAAAUUUGACGAUCUCAAUUCCGAAGAAAUUCGUGAUUAAUGGAACGGAAGUGCUUUCAAAUAUUGUUUUCUCGGCGAAAAGCAUUGACUACUCGUCUAACAAUAAGAAAACUGAGAAAACAAUUACUGUUGAGCCGGACGUCUACAACUCGACUAUAAACACAAUUACGAUCAGCCCAGAGAAACCGAUGAUCGAGAUUCAAUACUACACGGAUCCGAAUUAUAAGAGCCAACUCACUGAAGGUUAUACAUUCAUCAGAGAAAUUUAUGGUUUCUUGAGCAAAGAUGAUGUGAAAAGGGAAUUCUUUGAUGGAACCAUUAAGGAAAGUGAACGAAAGCUCCGAAAUUAUUUUGCGAUCGAUCGAAGAAUGGCCGAGAUUGACUCAUUGUUUCUCGAAGACAACACAACGGAUAUUUCAGUCAAACUGCCUGAGGUCUCGGAUUUGAUCACUGCGGUCAAUUUCACUCGUUAUUUUGAAGCUAUUCUUCCGAAAUCUGUUCAAGAAAAGCUGUCAUUGUCAAAAAUGAAUAUUCGUUUGCGAAAUAUCAUUUUCUCACUGCUUCCCUAUUUGGAUGAUCGUUUUCUCGAUGCUUACAAUAAACUAAAUCAAAGAAUCUACGGAGUAAAAACGAAAGACACUGGAGCUCUUUACAUUGAACGGUAUUUCUCUCAAAAAAGCGUCGAUGAAGUUUCGAUGAUGGUGAAAAACAUCAGAAACUCGUUCAUUGAGAUUUUGGAAGAGACUGACUGGAUGGACAACAAAACAAAAGCCGCAGCUAGGUUAAAGGCCGAAAGGAUGAUGGAGUUCAUCGGCUACAAUCCAACAAUAUUCAACGCGACGUCGAUUGCUGAGAAAUAUGAAUUACUAGACUACCCAGCUCCACUCACCAUGCAGGGAAUCAGCAACGCGAUCACAAAAUGGAGUCAACAACGCUCACAAUUCGACGAGUUAGGCAACAAGAAAAACUGGUGGGACGCAAAAACCCUCACGAACUACGAACAAAUGAAGCAAUGUUUCGUGGAACAAUACGGACACACGAAAAUCGAACCGCUCAACAUUUAUAUUGAUGGGUACAAAACACUUGGCGAGAACAUAGCCGACAAUGGAGGGCUUCGAUCAGCUUUGAGAGGGGUGCAGAAGUUGAUCAAUGAGAAGAAAAUUGACACCGAGAAUAUACCGAUUGCCCUUCGGAAGUACUCACCGUUGCAGAUUUUCUUCAUGAGCUAUGCAUUUGUAAAAACAAGGAUCUUGCAAUCACUUGGUCAUUUGGAACCACCGUUCAUCAAUGAGACUUUUUUUGAACAAAACGCCAAGUUGAUCAAGUAUUUACAAGAGAGGAAACCACCAGUGGCGCCACCAAAGGAAAUCUUUGAAACAUUUCACAUAGCCGUUUCAUCCAAUGCGAACUAUUCGCGAACGUUUUUACCAAUUCCUGAACAGGUUCUGAAAAGAAGAAUCGUAGAAGUGAAAGCUUCAAUUAUUUUCGACAAAUCUCCAAUUGAUUCUCCGGCGAGUGUUGAAGUUUACACAAAGUCUAAAGAGGGAAGAAACCUCUUUGGUUCUGCUGAGCUCGGGCAUAUCCCCACCUUGAAUAACAACGAACAAAUUGCAAAGUUUUCUCCACAAGAUUUUCAACCAUUGCUCCAAAAGAUUGGCUCUGGUGAAAUCGAGCUUGAGAUCUUGUUCUAUUUCAAUGCUAAGAAAACGACUAUCGCACAGAGAUUUGACUCACAAACAACUAACAUUUUCUUCGAGAUCAAAACGAAGCAUUUAAUGGCGCUAAAGGGACAAGAGUUGUGUGAUCUAUCAGAUGGGGAUGAGGGCUGCUGUCUGCGCUCUAUGCCAGUCGAUUUUAGUCUGAUGAAAAAUUGGAACUUUUUGAUUGCUCCACGUGCUUUCGACAUCUACAUUUGCACUGGAAGUUGUGCAAUUAACAAUCAUGCACGUGACGCCAAUUCCGAUGAGUACAUCCCAGUUUCCAGACAUCAGAUCAUGAAAGAUAGCUUUGCAGAAGAUUUAGUUCCACAAUGUUGCCAUCCGACUCAAUACGAUGACAUCACUUUGUUUCUGCACACCCCGUCAGCCGCCGUGAAGCAAAUUCGUUAUGAAAAUCUUUUAGUGGCUGCUUGUGGUUGUGAU